Ziziphus jujuba (common jujube) is the source of this 3184-nucleotide messenger RNA. RefSeq lists its product as uncharacterized. Gene Ontology annotation, molecular function: chromatin binding. The transcript is spliced from 7 exons. Bases 334 to 2919 code for a protein of 861 amino acids. Lineage: Eukaryota; Viridiplantae; Streptophyta; Magnoliopsida; Rosales; Rhamnaceae. The record is from RefSeq and is a predicted model, not a curated record.
AACCAUAUUCUCUCUCUCUAUCUCUCUCUCUCUCUCUCAUUCUAAAUCGCUCUGCUCAGCCACCCCCACCCCACGCCACCUCACAUCCUUUUCGUAUUAUCGCUCGCUCGCUCGCUCGCUCGCUCUUUCUCGUUUCCAAUAUUUACCCGCCAAAAAGGUACAUAAUUGAAUCCCCUCACCUUCCAAAUUUUCAAAUCCCGCAAACCCCUAAACCUCUCUCUCUCCCUCUCUCUCUCUCUCGCGCUUGCUCUCUUACUCUCUGAGCUUUCCCUCUCUUGCACGUCUUUCUCACUCUACCUCCUCCACACGGCGUCGUUUUCUUUCUCCUAACUCAUGGAUCCGACUCCGACUCCGGAUGUUGAAGAAACGGUGCGUUCCGACCCUGCGCCUCCCAAUUUGGACGGUGCUCCAGAUGCGUCUGUUGGGGACAAGAGGCCGGUGGUGGUGGUAGAAAAUGGCUCAGCCGGAGACCAAGGGUUGAGCAAGAAGCCCAGAUUGGGGACUGGUCCCGCUGGUGGGGACCUUAAGAAAGUGGCUGAGAUCGUUUUGGUGUUGUCGACGAUGGCUAGGAUUCGUGGCGGCAAGAAACCGACGGAAUUCGAGGUUGGGCUUAUGUCGGAGGCAAGGGCUAAGCUGGUGGAGCUUUGCCAAGGGUUGGCGCCCAAGGAUAUUGUGGCUAGGGAUACAAUCGGGGCUGUCAUUGAGGAUUUGGGGCUUAAUAGUAAGCUUAAGGAUCAGAGGUUAGGGUUUCGUGGUCCAAAGUUGACGAUAGCAGAGAGGUUGUCCGCGACAAAGAAGAAGAUGGAAGAACCCAGGAAAUAUAACGCACAUCCUUCUGCAUAUUCAUCUCACCCGAUGCAAACAAGCUUUGGUACAGCAGCUGAAAGCCGUGGGGUUUCUCCUGCUAUGCGAAUGAUUCCUUCAGAAAAGCCAAGUCUCACACAAAUUUCUACUGGAGGUGCAUCAGCUUCUUUGCCUCUUGGUCAUGUAUCAACAACUCCUACGUCUGUACAGCAUCAGUUGCCAGCUAAUGAAGUCAGAGCAUCUAUGCUAUCUAGUGGAUUGCCUAGCAGUCAUCUAGGAAGGGAUUCAUCUUUAGCAUUGCCUAGGGUUGAAAGAACACAAGUCAAACCAGAUGGAGGACCGUCUUCGUAUGCAUCUCAAGGACAAGUAAAUUCUCAUGCCAAUCAUCAAGUAAAUGCUCCAGCUUGGUCUCUGCAAACUCAACCAGCAAAAAGCAUACCAGAAAAUAACAAGCUUCCAAAUCAUACAUCUGCUAAGGUUGAUGGAACUUCUGAAAUGAGUAUGCCACGGGUAACUCCUCUAGCAGCAAGAGAUCAGACCUUUAGGCCAUUUAUUACCCAAACAGCACCUGGAAAUUUGCCAAGUAUGCAUCAGCCUUUGCAUGCCAUGAACUAUGUUCAAGCUGCUCCACUUUCUAAUAAUCACAAUGAAAUUGCUAAGAUAGUUCAGAAGUUGUUACAACCUAAGCUUCCUGAUCAUCCCACUUGGAUUCCUCCAUCAAGGGACUACAUGAAUAAGGCUUUAACAUGCCAAAGUUGCCAGCUUACCAUCAGUGAGGUGGAUAGUGUUCUUAUUUGUGAUGCUUGUGAGAAAGGAUAUCACAUAAAGUGUUCGCAGUCAUCUAACCAAAGAGGAAUUCCUAGGGGUGAAUGGCACUGUGCAAGAUGCUUGGCAUUUAGCAAUGGAAAGCCUUUGCCCCCUAAAUAUGGCCGUGUCAUGAGAAGUAAUACACAAGCGAAAAUUCCCUCUAGCACCGCUGGAGUUCAGCUAUCAUCAGAAAAGAAAGUUGGAACUGUAGAUCCGAAGGUUAGUCAACAGACUAUGGUUGCAAAUGGAAGCCCUAAUUUACAGACUCCUUCUCAUAUAGGUGGAGGCAGUGACCAUGUUGAUUCAGCAUUGGAUUCUAAGAAUCCCAGUGCAAGAGAAAUGAGUAAUCUCUCAUUGAACAAUCAAACUAUGGAUGACAAACAAGUUUCAGGAAAUUCCCCAAAUAUUUUGAUGAAACCUUUGGAAGCAGCUUCUGGUUCUCAUUCUGUUGAGCCAUCAAGUGAAAGAUCUUCUUAUGAUGUAAAAAAUUUGGAGUCAUCUACCGUUGAAGAGGGAUGUCCUAAACUAAAAUCAGUCCCUCUUACUAAUUCAUCCAACAGAGUUACUAAUAAGUUUGACCAUACCCAACCCUCUCAUGACUCACAAAGUACUGACCAAGCAGGGCCACCAAACUCUGCAGACGUUCCAUCCAGGGAAUUACAAGACAACAACACUGCAGUGAAAGAUCCAGAUAAAUCGCAUUUAUUCGAGAAUUCUAGUUACACUAUAAGGUAUGAUAGUAAGCGAGAUGAGCAAGAUGGUGCACAGAAAAAUACUGUUGAAAGUUCUGCCACUAGUACUGGGGCUACAGAGCACUCUGUACAUUCUUUAGAUGGCUUGCAUGGUGUUGAAUGGAUUGGUGAUGCAGUUCAAGUUGUUGAUGAGAAAACAUUUUACCAUGCUUGUUGCGUUAAUGGAUUAACAUAUAAACUGCAUGAUCAUGCGCUUUUUCGGUCUAGCAAUGGCAAAUUGAUACCUUCAAAACUCCAGUCCAUGUGGGAGGAUUGCAAAACUGGGUCAAAGUGGGUUAUUGUCAAUAGGUGCUACUUUCCUGGGGACUUGCCUGAGAAUGUUGGUCGCCCAAGUCCCCCGGAAAGCAAUGAGGUUUAUGAAUCUAAUCAUGAUGGCACUGUAAUGGCUGGAUUGAUUCAAGGCCCGUGUGAAGUUCUUCCUCCUGUCAAAUUUAAAGAAGAAAAUGAAAGGCGGAGUCAGUUAGAACUUGAGCCUAAUAGUGCAUUGCGACCAGCUUUUCUAUGCAAAUGGCUUUAUGAUGAGUUUAAAGGAUCUUUUCAGCCCGUUUCUAGUUAAUCCUCUGGUACAUGAUUUGAUGACUUGAUUCUGGCAACUCUACCAAGCUACCUUUGAUCAAGUAGCCUGCGAUAGAUGGCCCCUUGAGUACUUGACGGAAUUCCAGUAUUGAUCUCUUGUACCUUAUGUGUAGGCAGGACCGGCUCUACUAUGGCCUUAGGCGAGAAUUAAAAAAUGAGGCUAAUUUUAUUGUAUAUUGUUUUUAUAUCAAUAAUGUUAACAAUAUAGUUUAAUGAAAUUCAUUUAUCUUGUUUUGCUUUGAUUA